Molecule: messenger RNA, 1616 nt
Organism: Dichomitus squalens LYAD-421 SS1
Lineage: Eukaryota; Fungi; Basidiomycota; Agaricomycetes; Polyporales; Polyporaceae
Product: dolichyl-diphosphooligosaccharide-protein glycosyltransferase
Exons: 7
Coding region: 58-1395 (445 amino acids)
Cellular component (GO): endoplasmic reticulum membrane; oligosaccharyltransferase complex
Source: RefSeq, a predicted model, not a curated record
UUCUCAAUCUCAUUCUUCUAGCGGUGCUCAGGCCGGGACAUUUGCAGACCGCAAAGCAUGCGCUUUCUCCGGACUCUGCUGUUUCCGCUUGUGGCGCUGACCAGCCUUGCGCUGGCUCGGUCUAGCACUGGAGAUACUGUUCUCGUUCUUCUUGAGCCAUCGCUUAAGAAGGAGAACUUCUCCAUCUUCUUCGGUGAUCUCGAAAAGAAGGGUUACAAGCUCACGUUCCGGUCCCCCAAGGACACCACUCCGGAGAUCAUUAAGGAUGACGUCUCUCAGUUUGCGCACGUCGUCGUCUUUGCUCCCGAGACCAAGACAUUCGCCGGGGACAUCACGCCUCAGACCCUUGUCUCACUCCUAUCCAAAAAGACGAAUCUCCUCCUCGCGCUCUCGCCCAAGCAGACGCCUCUCUCCUCGCUCGCCGCCGAGUUCACGCUCAUCCUCCCGCCCCCGGGCACCCCGCUCAUCUCUCACUUCCCCAAGCGUGACACGCCCGCGACGCUCAUCCCCGUCGAACCGCCCCGCGCACACCACAUCAUCUCUGACGGGCUCGCGCCCGUCUGGUUCUCCGGGGUACCACAGGCGCUUGGCAACAGCCCGAUGCUCGUACCGCUUCUACAAGCGCCUCCGCAGGCGUUCGCGUCAGACGCGGAUAGUGAUAACGGGGCAGACGCACUCGUCGAAGCUGCGGAAAAGAGUGGGGAGGGCUUGUGGGCGGGCAGCUCGUUGAGUCUUGUCACGGGCUUCCAGGCGCUGAGCAAUGCACGGGCGACGUGGGUGGGAGGUGUCGAGAUUUUCAGCGACGAAUACAUCGACAAGGAAAUCUCCAAGGGUGUCAAGUCCGGCAACAGGCAGUUCGCGAAGGACGUCGCGGCGUGGACGUUCCAAGAGGCCAAUGUUCUUCGCAUCGAUACUGUCGAGCACCACCGAGUCAAUGAGACGCUUCCGCGCGAAACAUACACGAUCAAUAACCAAGUUACGUACACUGCGUACAUCUCCAAAUAUGACCCGGAGUUGGACCUCUGGGAGCCGUACUCGGGCAUCAAUGACUUGCAGCUCGAAUUCACGAUGCUCGACCCCCACAUCCGCACCUCGCUGCCUCCCGUCGCGGGCGAGCCUGGAAAGUACUCGGUCACAUUCCGUGUCCCGGACAGGCACGGCGUGUUCAAGUUCAACGUCGACUACAAGCGCAAGGGCUGGUCAUACCUCUCGAGCACGACCGUCGUGCCGGUCGUGCCCCCGCGGCACGACGAGUAUCCGCGCUUCCUGAGUGCUGCAUGGCCGUACUACGCGGGCGCGUUCAGUACAAGCGCUGCCUUCCUCCUCUUCGUCGCGCUCUGGCUCGCGGGCGACGAGCGCGAGCCGAAGAAGGGCAAGGGCUUGAAAGCGGAGUGAUGUACAGCCGUUUGUUUUGCUAUAUAUUUGCUUGCACGCGACACAAGCUAGCAUCAGAGUGCCCUUCGGUAGGACGGACGAAAGAAGUGUUUCGCCUAGCGCUCAUUCAUCUUUCGUCAUCCCCUGCUUAUCCUGACUUGAUGUUCAUAACGCUCGACCAAAUGCUCCAGAUGCACGCCUAUCACCAUCUGUUUUAGAAUGUGUCCUACUGACGUGUUACC